Messenger RNA from Penaeus vannamei (Pacific white shrimp), 7357 nucleotides. Lineage: Eukaryota; Metazoa; Arthropoda; Malacostraca; Decapoda; Penaeidae. The record is from RefSeq and is a predicted model, not a curated record.
GGUACACGGGGCAGCACUGCGAGGUCGACGUGGACGAGUGCGCGUCGCGGCCGUGCAAGAACAACGGCAUUUGCAGCGAUCUGAUCAACGAGUACCGCUGCAGCUGCAUCCAGGGCUUCACGGGCCGCCAGUGCCACAUCAACAUCGACGACUGCGCCUCGCAGCCGUGCCAGCACGGAGGCACUUGCGUGGACCGCGUGGCCGGCUACAGCUGCCGCUGCAGCCGGGCUUCACGGGAACCAACUGCGAGACCAACAUCGAUGACUGCCUCUCGUCGCCGUGCCGCCACGGCUCGUGCCUGGACGGCAACAACUCGUUCACGUGCAUGUGCCACGCCGGCUAUACGGGCCUGCUGUGCCAGACGGAGAUCGACGAGUGCGCGUCCACGCCGUGCCAGCACGGGGGCUCCUGCAAAAACCUCAUCAACAGCUACAAGUGCAUCUGCCCCGAGGGCACGGCGGGCAUCAACUGCGAGUUCAACAUCAACGAGUGCUUCAGCAACCCGUGCCGCAACGGCGCCAAGUGCGAGGACGGAAUCAACGAGUACUGGUGCGAGUGCGAGCCCGGCUUCACGGGCCGCUUCUGCGAAACCAACAUCGACGACUGCCUGUCGCAGCCGUGCGCCAACGGCGGCGUGUGCAUCGACGAGGUAAAUGGCUUCCGGUGCCAGUGCCCGUCGGGCUACUUCGACGCCCGCUGCCUCUCCAACGUGAACGAGUGCGCCAGCGACCCCUGCCUCAACGGCGGCUCCUGUUACGAUGACGUCAACCGCUUCAACUGCAAGUGCCCGCCGGGCUACACGGGCCACCGCUGCGAACAGGAGAUCGACGAGUGCCAGUCCAACCCGUGCCAGCACGGCGGCACCUGCAGGGACGCGCUCAACGCUUACACCUGCUCGUGUCCCCCCGGCUACUCGGGCCGCAACUGCGAGAUCAACAUCGACGACUGCCUGAGCCGCCCCUGCAAGAACGGCGGCACCUGCAUCGACCUGGUCAACUCCUACAAGUGCGUGUGCGAGCUGCCGCACACCGGGAGGAACUGCGAGGUGCGCAUGGACCCCUGCAGCCCCAACAAGUGUCGCCACGGCGCCCGCUGCACACCCACCGCCAACUUCUUGGACUUCACGUGCGAGUGCGAGCUGGGCUACACCGGCCGCCUCUGCGACGAGGACAUCAACGAGUGCGCUAUGUCCCCAUCCCCGUGCAAGAACGGCGCCAGCUGCCUCAACACCAACGGCUCGUACUCGUGUCUUUGCGCCAACGGCUACGAGGGGCGCGAGUGCACCAUCAACACCAACGACUGCGCCCUGCACCCGUGUCGCAACGGCGGCACCUGCCUCGACGGCAUCGGCAGGUACAAGUGCCUGUGCGUCGACGGCUUCGGCGGCACCAACUGCCAGCACGACCUCAAUGAGUGCAACUCCAACCCGUGCCAAAACGGGGCCACCUGCAACGACUACGUCAACUCGUACACCUGCACGUGCCCGCUCGGCUUCUCGGGCACCAAUUGCGAGAUCAACGACGAAGACUGCACGGAAACCUCUUGCAUGAACAACGGCAGUUGCAUCGAUGGAAUCAACAACUACACGUGCGAGUGCAUGGCGGGCUUCACGGGCUCCCACUGCCAGCACCGGAUCAACGAGUGCCACUCGAACCCGUGCGAGAACGGCGGCACGUGCAACGACCACGUGGGCUUCUUCACAUGCCACUGCCUGUACGGCUAUACCGGCCAGCGCUGCGAGCGGGUGAUGGACUGGUGCUCGAGCUCCCCUUGCUUCAACAACGGCGUCUGCACGCAGAAGCUCAAUCGCUUCGAGUGCAAAUGUACUCCAGGAUGGACGGGUCCCCUCUGCGACGUGGCCAUGGUGUCCUGUGAAACGGCUGCGGCCAGCAAAGGCGUCGCUGUUUCGCAGCUGUGUCUGCACGGCGGCAUCUGUCAUGAUAGAGGCAACACGCACAAGUGCGACUGCCGCACCGGCUACACGGGCUCCUACUGCCAGCACGAGAUCAAGGAGUGCGACUCUCAGCCCUGUAUGAACGGAGCCACCUGCAACGACCACAUCGGCUCGUACUCAUGCGCGUGCCGCCCGGGAUUCCAGGGGCCCAACUGUGAGUACAACAUCGACGACUGCAAGCCCAACAACCCGUGCCAGAACGGAGGCGUCUGCCACGACCAGAUCAACGGCUUCCAGUGCUCCUGCCCGCACGGCACUCUGGGCAAGCUCUGCGAAAUCAACACCAGCGACUGCUACGAGGGCGCCUGCCACAACGGAGGCACCUGCGUGGACAAGGUUGGCGGCUUCGAGUGUAGGUGCAAGCCGGGGUAUGUCGGCGCGCGGUGCGAGGGCGACGUGAACGAGUGCUUGUCCUUCCCAUGUUACAAGGAAGGGACAGCCGACUGCGUGCAGUUGGUCAACGAUUACUUGUGCAACUGCCGGCCAGGGUUCAUGGGGCGGCACUGCGAGAGCAAGCGGGACUUCUGCGCCGAGUCUCCAUGUCAAAAUGGCGGUGUUUGCAGCAACACCGAGGAAGGCUACUCGUGCCACUGCAUGGACGGCUUCAUCGGCAAGUCGUGCGAGUUCCCGACAGACGAUUGCGACCACCACCAGUGCGGGCCCGGCGAGGUAUGUCGUCCGUAUGAGAAGGGGAUCGAAUGCGUGCCCAAGGAGUACCCUUGCUCCUCCAACCCCUGCACGCACGGAGGCAAUUGUCUGGACCGGGUGACCUACUUCGAGUGCCACUGCCCGCCGCGCUGGAACGGGAAAAGGUGCGAGGUGAGCGACCCCACGUUCAAUGGCGGGAUCGGCCACGACGUCCCCACCAACCUCACUCUGGAGCGCGAGUUGUGCCGCCUGCACAAGUGUGAUGAGAAGAAGAACAACCUGCGCUGCGAUGCCGAGUGCAGCUCCUUUGCCUGCGAUUACGACGGCUACGAGUGCUCAUAUGGACGCAACCCGUGGGCGUUCUGCGACGCAGACAUUAAUUGCUGGGAGGUAUUCGGCGACGGAGUGUGCAACUCAGAAUGCAACAACGCAGCCUGUCUCUUUGAUGGCUUGGACUGCCGCAAACCCGUCGGAACGUGCAAUCCAAUAUACGACGCCUACUGCGCCACCAACUACGAGAACGGCCACUGCGACCAGGGCUGCAACGUCGCCGAGUGUGGCUGGGACGGCCUCGACUGCGAGAAAGAGCCCCCCAACAUCAUGAACGGCCAGCUCCAGCUGGUGGUGGAGGCCAGCAGUGCGGACUUCCAGACUGCCAAGAAGGCCUUCAUCAGGGAUCUCAGCCGGUUCCUGGGCGUGCAUCUGGUGAUCAUGAGAGACCAGUCCAACCAGGAGAUGAUCUACCCGUACGACCAGGAUGGUAUCCAGGGGCUGCUCGUUUACUUCGAGAUCGACAACCGCCGGUGCGCAAAGGGCGACCAGUGCUUCGACAGCGUCAAAGACGUUGCGAACUUCUUGGCUGCUAACAAGCUCCAUCUGCAAACCGACGCAGGUCUUACCAUCUCUGGGGUGCACGUGUCGGGGCCACCGACACCUCCUCCAGGCUACACGUACAUCAUUGUGGGCAUCGUGUUUGCCAUGGUCCUGGUGGGCAUCAUUUUCAUGGUUAUCACCAACAACCGAAAGCGCAUGAGGGGUGUGACGUGGUUCCCCGAAGGAUUCUUCCCAAAAUACUCGAACAGCUCAAGUAGUGGCCUGGAGCCGGCUCGCAGGAAGGUCCCUGACGGCCAGGAGAUGCGCAACUUCAACAAGGGCGCCUCCUCGCACCACCUCGCCGACAUGGGCGACGAUAGCAUCAGCCGUCACCUGCCCAUGCCGGGACCGGUGGGCGACUGGUCCGACGACGACAGCGAGCACCCGCCCACGAAGCGCUCACGCCACGAGGGAGGCUUCACGGACCAGACCCACCUGGCCGACUACGACGACGCGAACGACCCCCGCGUGUGGACGCAGCAACACCUCGACGCCGCAGACAUCAAGAACCCUGACUUGUUGGCCCUGACUCCGCCGCAGGCCGAGCCCGAGGACCACCGCGGCGUGGCAGGUGACGUCAACUCCAAGGGACCCAUGGGACUCACGCCCCUCAUGAUCGCCUCCUUCAGGGGUGGCGGACUCGAGAGCCACCCUGACGAGGACGACAAGGACGGCUCGGCGGCGGUUAUCCAGGAACUCAUCGAACAGGGAGCCAAACUGAACGCCAAGAUGGACCGAACAGGAGAGACGUCGCUUCACCUUGCUGCUAGAUAUGCACGUGCAGAUGCUGCUAAGCGACUGUUAGAUGCAAAGGCUGACGCCAACGCCCAGGACUCCACCGGACGCACGCCCUUACACGCUGCCGUCGCUGCAGAUGCCCAAGGAGUGUUCCAGAUCUUAUUAAGAAAUCGUUCAACCGAUUUGAACGCUAAGAUGAACGAUGGAACCACUCCGCUGAUCCUGGCCGCCCGUCUAGCUAUCGAAGGCAUGGUGGAGGACCUUAUCAAUGCUGACGCUGACAUUAAUGCUGCUGACGAUCUCGGAAAGACUCCGCUUCACUGGGCCGCAUCUGUCAACAACGUGGAAGCUGUGCAGAUUCUGCUGGCCCACGGUGCCAAUCGCGAUGCCCAAGACAACAGGGACGAGACUCCACUGUUCCUUGCCGCACGGGAAGGAAGCUACGAAGCUUGUAAGGUCCUGCUGGACCACUUUGCCAAUCGCGACAUCACCGACAACAUGGAGAGACUUCCGGAAGACGUGGCCAACGAGCGACUGCAUCACGACAUUGUGCGACUGUUGCGCGAACAUCACCCACGAUCCCCACAGAUGGCGCAGGUGGUGACAACGUCCCACCUGGUAAACCAACAGAGCCAGCCCUCGUUGUUGGCGCAACAACAGAUGGCGCCUCAGCCCGCACAGAGGACCAAUACUCAGCCCAAAGCCAAGGCUAGGCGGCCCAAGUCCUCCGUGAUGGCACUCCCGGGCUCGUCUAACAUCAACACGCCCGUAAGCCCCGAUGGCACCACGUCCAUCAAACGCAGCUCCAGCGUCAAAAAGAAGAGGGAGAACACGGGGGUGCCGAGCGUGGAGUCACAGGCCCAGCUAUCUCCCUUGAAUUCAUUGGGGUCGCCGCACGAUAUGUUCGCGGCCGCGACCAGCCCCUUCGAGACCGGCCUUUACACCGCCGGGAUGCCCAGCUUGAAUCCCCAUUUCGGCGAGCUGGCAGUGCCGCAGCCGCCCUCCUACGACGAGUGCGUCAAAGCCACAGUGUCCAUGAGCAACUUGCAGCAGAUCGGGGACCACGAUAACAACCCCUUCAGCUACUCGAACAUGAUGGGCGCGCACCAACACCAAAGCCAUCAUCAGGGCCACGUGGUUCACCAGCGCCAGCAAUCUAUGCCGGCCUCCUUCUCGCCACAGAGCCAGGCCACGUCCCCUCCACAUCACAUGACCCCGCCACACAGCACGUCUUCGCCACAGCACGUGCACUCGCCACACGCAGCGGCCAACGUCACCUCCCCAGGCAAGAUGAGGCCAGCGCUCCCCACCUCCCCGACACACAUGGCGGCUCUGCGGCAAGCAACUGCUAAUACGGGGUUUGAGUUCCCGUCUGUUAGCGCAGCUGGCUAUAGCCUACAAGGUCAACAACAACAUCAACAACAGCAGCAGCAGCAGCAACAACAGCAACAGCAGCAACAACAACAACAACAACAGCAGCAGCAGCAGCAGCAGCAACAGCACCAUCAACACCAACAGCAGCACCCACAGCCACACCAAGGUGGCAGCGGGUUUUACCCACACUACCCCACGCCCCCGUCCCAGCACUCCGGGAUGGAGGCGACGCCACAACACAACGGCGCACCGAGUGCGCACGACCCUUUUCCGACCCCUUCGCCUGAGUCUCCUGGGCAGUGGUCGUCUGCCUCACCUCGGAGCCAGAGUGACUGGUCAGAGGGCGUCCGGUCCCCACUAGGGCCCCCUGGGGUUCCUCCACAUCACCAAGUAUUCUCUGUGGGUCAGCAACAGCAGCAGCAGCAGCAACAACAGCAGCAGCAUCAGCAGCAGCAACAGCAGCAGCAACAGCAACAACAAGCAGCCCCGCAACCUCUUGGAUUACCCCCACAGGGGUCUAUCUAUAUCUAGAAAAAAAAUUGUGCCAAUAGUUCUCUAGUGUACAGUGCUGCCCCUAUGUACAGUGCUGCGUGUACUAUACUCGCCUGGGUUGAUUGCCCUGCUGUGUACAUACCGCGCUAAUAACUGCCCCGCUGUACUUAGCGUGCAAAUCAGUACAAUCAAUAUUCUAUGGACCUUUGCGUAUCGCAGGCCUAGUGUAAAGCGGUAGAGACCGUAAUAUGUACAGUGUUCACGCGGAACAAUUUGCAAUAUAGUUGUAGUGGUGAGGUAAGGAGGAGUGUCUUUCAUGGGUCGCUCGUGUGGGAGCUGUGUUCACUAGCGACACUCAGAGCGCUAAGAAACAUGCAUUUCAAAAUUACAGUGGCUGUAAGAAUCUAUGACAAAUUUCGUAUUGACUAUUUGUUUAUCAGUUUUGACAUGUGUAUGCAUAUGUGUUUAUAUAUGUAUAUGUAUGUAUGUAUAUAUAUAUAUAUAUAUAUAUAUAUAUAUAUAUAUAUAUAUAUGAACAUAUAUUUUAGAUAAUGCAAUUAGAGACUGUAAAAAGCGCUCUCAGCACAUGACGGUGGCUCUGUCAGUAUAGACAAUUUUCAUUAUCAGUGACCACUUUAUAUGUGAUACGUUGUUUAGUAUAUGAAUUUUAUGACCAUGUCUUCGUUUAAUUUGUUUUUAAGGUUAAUGCUAUGUCAAAUAUUAGCAUAGGAACUUUGCAAACCGAUCUCUUUAGGGUAUUUUUGAAUUAUAUUUUUUAUGAAUUCAUAUCCUUAUGAACAAAAAAAAUAUGUGAUUUCGAGAAUUGCAUAUAUGAAAUUUCAGUUUUAUUACUAUAUUUCCUUUUGAGCAUAAGACAUGAACAAAUGUAAACAAUUUAUAGGGUGCUUUACCAUGGGAAAUAUAAAGUGCCUCUUGUAAAAUAUUACUCAUUAUUUUGUUUUCUUUAUUUGUAAGCAUUUGUUAUAAUGAAUGUUUGGACACUGUGGGUAUUGCAAGGCAGUGACAUCCUCUUUCACCUAUGUACAUUUUUGACAAUCUCACAAUUGAUAUGAGUUUUAAAUUGUUAUUUGCAUUUAUAAGAAAUAGUUAUGUUAAUGAAUUUUCUCACAAGCACUUGUGUAAUGUCUGACAUGCCCACAUUUCAUGAGCCCACAAAAGUGGGUUUGUGAAUCAAAGAAUGUAUGAAUUGAAUGUAUGCAUUUUGUCCACAUGAGGGUGUGCAAGUAAAAUCGACAAAUAAAUACUUGAUUUUGUAAA